CCUGCAUAUGAAACUCGGACUUGAAGAACGGCAGUCAGUUCAUCAGCUGUCUGGUUUACUCCAGCUUACUACAGCAUCAGUUGGUACAUCCCUGAAGGAUCCUCUCUGAGAGUCAUUGUAUGUAAAGAUGAUGUCUGCAAAUGCCAUGGCUAAAGUAAUGAUCAUCAUGCUGGCAGUUUGUCUUCUUACCCAAGCAGAUGGAAAACCUGUGAAGAAGAGAGCUGUCAGUGAAAUACAGCUUAUGCACAACCUGGGCAAACACCUUGCCUCCAUGGAGAGGAUGCAAUGGCUGAGAAGGAAGCUGCAAGAUGUGCACAAUUUUGUGAGUCUUGGAGUCCAAAUGGCUGCCAGAGAUGGCAGUCACCAGAAGCUCACCAAGAAGGAGGAAAAUGUCCCUGUUGAUGGCUAUCCAAAGAGUCUUGGUGAGGGGGACAAAGCUGAUGUGGAUGUACUAGUUAAGUCUAAAUCUCAGUAAAUGCUGAUUUAUUCUAGACAGUGCAGGGCACUGACCUACGCUGCUAACUUUUCAAGCUCUAUGAAGAUCUCCAAGUGCUAAUACUUCUACUGUGAUGAAAAUUUGGAAUUUUUUUGAUUACAUUUUUGCUCAUUUAAGGUCUCUUUCAAUGAUUCCAUUUCCAUAUGCUCUUCUUUUUAAAGUAUUACUCGUUUCCACAUCUCUCCUUAAGUAUAAAUAAAGCUUUAAUGCUCAUGAA
Messenger RNA from Mus pahari (shrew mouse), 713 nucleotides. It is a transcript of the gene Pth, whose product is annotated as parathyroid hormone. Gene Ontology annotation, molecular function: parathyroid hormone receptor binding; hormone activity. NCBI's taxonomy places the organism in Eukaryota, Metazoa, Chordata, Mammalia, Rodentia, Muridae. Bases 128 to 475 code for a protein of 115 amino acids. The record is from RefSeq and is a predicted model, not a curated record. Gene Ontology annotation, cellular component: extracellular region. Gene Ontology annotation, biological process: cell-cell signaling; intracellular calcium ion homeostasis. The transcript is spliced from 3 exons.